Molecule: messenger RNA, 1823 nt
Organism: Salvia hispanica
Lineage: Eukaryota; Viridiplantae; Streptophyta; Magnoliopsida; Lamiales; Lamiaceae
Product: Amidase family protein
Biological process (GO): translation
Cellular component (GO): glutamyl-tRNA(Gln) amidotransferase complex
Molecular function (GO): glutaminyl-tRNA synthase (glutamine-hydrolyzing) activity
Source: RefSeq, a predicted model, not a curated record
AUCCUCCGCCAAAAAAUGCUAUCCUCAGCCCAAACCCCUCGCCUCCUCCGCUCCCCCGCCGCCCCCCUCACCUUCAAAUGCCUCCACACCUCCCCCAUCCUCACCCCCGCCUCCGCUUCGCCUUCGCCCUCCCAAAUCCUCACCAGCCGCAAAGCCCUACUCUCCCGCCAGACCUCCGCCGUCGACCUCGCCAAGUCGUUUCUGCAUCGCCUCCGCCGCCACGAGCCCCAGCUCAGCACCUUCCUCUACGUAUCCCCUGACGACAUCGUCUUGAAGCAGGCCGAGGAGCUGGAUAACAGAAUUAAGCACAAUGAGGAGGUCGGCCCCCUGGCUGGGGUUUUGGUCGGAGUUAAGGAUAAUAUUUGUACGCGAGAUAUGCCGUCGACGGCGGGGUCUCGUAUUCUGGAGAAUUACCGCCCGCCGUUCGACGCCACGGCGGUGAGGAAGCUGAGGGAAAUGGGAGCUAUUGUUGUUGGGAAGACUAAUUUGGAUGAGUUUGGGAUGGGGAGUACGACAGAAGGCUCUGCAUAUCAGGUGACGGCUAAUCCCUGGGAUUUGUCACGAGUACCAGGAGGUUCAUCAGGGGGCUCAGCUGCAGCUGUUUCUGCUAGACAGUGCAUGGUGGCGCUGGGAAGUGAUACUGGUGGCAGUGUUAGGCAACCAGCAUCUUUCUGUGGUGUUGUUGGGCUGAAGCCAACAUAUGGUCGUGUCUCGAGAUAUGGUCUUGUCGCUUAUGCAUCCUCCUUGGAUGUUAUUGGAUGCUUUGGUUCUUCUGUUGCUGAUGCAGGAAUUCUCCUAAAUGCCAUUUCGGGUUUUGAUAACUUCGAUGCUACAAGUAGCAAACAAGAAGUCCCAGACUAUGCAUCUCAGUUUGUUCCUCUUGAUUACUUGGAAUCUAAACCCUUGAAAGGACUGCGAGUUGGUGUUAUUCAUGAAACACUUGGUAAUGGAGUUGAUUCAGAAGUAGUCUCUUCAGUCCGCAGUGCUGUUUCACAUCUGGAAGAACUUGGAUGCACAGUAUCAGAGGUAUCAUUGCCAUCAUUUUCGCUUGGAUUGCCAGCAUACUACAUUCUUGCUUCAUCUGAAUCAUCUUCAAAUUUGUCUCGCUAUGAUGGUGUCAGAUAUGGAAACCAAGUUUUUGGUGAAGAGCUCAAAUCUCUCUAUGGGGACUCCCGUGCUGAAGGUCUUGGUUCUGAGGUUAAAAUGAGAAUCUUGAUGGGUACAUAUGCUCUUUCUGCUGGUUACUAUGAUGCAUAUUACAAGCGUGCUCAGCAGGUUAGGACAAUAAUACGAAAUAGCUUCAAGGAUGCUUUGGACAAAAAUGAUAUACUGAUAUCUCCUGCUGCUCCCUCUGUUGCUUAUAAGAUUGGUGAGAAGAAAAAUGACCCAUUAGCCAUGUAUGCAGGAGACAUAAUGACUGUUAAUGUGAACUUGGCUGGUCUGCCUGCGUUGGUUUUACCAUGUGGAUUUGAUGGAGGGUCAGCUGGAAUGCCUGUCGGUAUUCAAAUGAUUGGAGCGGCAUUUGAUGAGGAGAAGUUGUUAAAAAUAGGGCACAUCUUUGAGCAGACUCUCGAGGGAUAUUCGUUCAUUCCCCCACUCGUAGCUGAUGAAUAAACUUGUUAGUGAGUGAGCAGCAUAACCUCUCGAGGGAUGUUCGUUCUCCAUGCCCAUGGUCAAAGGGUUUGGUAAGAUUGAUUGUGUUUAGGCAGUAGUUAAAUUCUUUUGUUGGUUUUCUUCGCUAUUUAAAACUCCUGGUAUAUCUUCAGCUGACGAAUAUCGAUUUUUCUGAAUAAAGUUUUAAAAUAAUUGGUUCUGUUUAUAAA